ACUACCCCACACUUUGCCGCGGCGAAGCCUCCGUCGGCCUUUGCAAUGCACUACGCAUGCUGGCUCAGACCCAGCUCGUGGACAUAAAUCACGACCCGGCCCUAUUGGUUCCCGGUUUGCCGCGUUCUAGACUUGGCGGAUAGACGGGCCAGAAGGAGCGAGCUCGAAAGCCCUAGAUGCCUGUACACCGCUGUGCAGGUCUGCAGGACGUGCGGGGUACAUAUCCAGGUGAAGUAUUCUUUGUAUAUAACAGACCGGCUCAGGCUGUAACUUACUCUGCACGGCUUUGACCAUGCUCUCUACACCAACAUCGAUUCCUACCAACAGCGCCCUACCCGCCUUCAUACGCUCAUGGCUCCUACGCAUUCACAAACGCAUCUUGCUCUCUUCUGCUACGCUGCCAGAAGCCAUAUCCAAGCUCCACGAUCAACGUCUUCCUCCAGUUCAGCAGCUCCCUGAUGAGAUCAUCCUCGAAAUUCUCGAACACAUGGUUGCUGCAACACAGAGUAGCUCCUCGAUCAUCGCCUCUGCCGAGCUAUCAGCUGCAUCUGUCACACAGAGCCUGGUCCGCCGCCAGACAUUCCUCGCCUGGGUAUGCAGGACUUGCCGCAGCUGGUACUCGGUCGGCACCGAGGUACUCUACAGCUCGCCCCUGCUUACCACGACACGCAAGAUGGAGCUCUUCGAGCGCACGCUUUCCGAUGUACCAUCCCUCUCGCGCUUCGUCAGGGCGAUAUAUGCGCCCAUCCAUGCCGGCUCGACCGCAUCCGACCUUCUCGGCUGGAUCUUCGGCCACCGCAGCCUGACGGUGCAGCAGGAGGAGCUCAGCACCAUACUCCAACACUGCCCCGCCGUGCGCUCCCUCACGAUCCGGCACUGUGUGCGCAAGGGCGGGGUCGCGCGCCUUCCCGUUCAGGACGUCCUGCGCGCCGCACGGCUCUCGGACCGCAUCGAGCACCUGAGUCUGCACGGCUCGACGUUCGAGGCGCGGGCGAACCCGCAGUUCUGCGUCCUCGCCAGCACAGCGUCCGACGUGGUGCUGCCGCAGCUGCGCGUGCUGUGUCUGCGCGGGAUCUACCUCCUGCCGUCACUGCACCUGCCCGUCCUGCCGCGCCUGCACACGCUGCAGCUGGCCGAGAACCGAUACUUUGGUGAAGGCCCGUUCUUCUGUGCGGACCACAUGCCGGCGUUGCGUACGCUUGAGGUCGGCGGGCACCAGGGACUCGAGGCGCAGCUCGGCCUCGACCGCUUGCUCGACGAGAAGUGUCUGGCGCACCUGCAGAGCGUGCGGGUCGUGCAGCACGAGCGGUGCAUGGUCGUCACGCGGGGCCUUCCGCAUGGUGGGCAACUGCGCUCGGUCGAGCUUGGCGUGCUGACGCCGCGGGACCACACCGACGCUGUGUGCUGGUGCAUCCCUGAGUUGCUCGAGAGCUUGACGUUCGUAAUUGGUGGGGAGUCGAAGGCAGACGUUGAGGACUGCUUGGACGCGGUUCUUCGAUGCCUGCGUUUGAACGGGGAAGCGAAGCGGUUGAGGGAGCUUGUGGUUGUACACAGGUUCUCACACGAAGGAGCGGACUCGCACAUGUCGGAGAAUCUGCUCGGCGAGCUGCGAACACUUUGCCAGUGCAGAGGCAUCUCGUUCCGGAUCGAAGCGCUCCGUGAGUCUUCUCCUUGAAUGCAUGUUAGAUUUUCACUGACUUUCCAUCUCAGGUGACGAAGGUCCGUAUGGCGUUGCUCCGCAUGCGCGCCAUGGAUGAGGCUCUGGAGCUCAAGAUGUGGCAGAUCUUAUGACAUGGGUUUUGUGAGAGUCGUCUGACCGAAAUCAUGACUCGAAAUUCCAAUCUGAGAUCUUCCUGCGACAUUGUGGCGCCCACCGAACUUCAUAUUUAUAACCUGUGUUGCAGGAAGUUCAGUCGUGGCGGAUGCUGGAGCAACAGGCUGCCGGCGGAGAACAGCAC
Messenger RNA from Phanerochaete carnosa HHB-10118-sp, 1958 nucleotides. RefSeq lists its product as uncharacterized. Bases 293 to 1675 code for a protein of 460 amino acids. The record is from RefSeq and is a predicted model, not a curated record. NCBI's taxonomy places the organism in Eukaryota, Fungi, Basidiomycota, Agaricomycetes, Polyporales, Phanerochaetaceae. The transcript has a single exon.